Messenger RNA from Ipomoea triloba (trilobed morning glory), 802 nucleotides. RefSeq lists its product as uncharacterized. Bases 88 to 363 code for a protein of 91 amino acids. Lineage: Eukaryota; Viridiplantae; Streptophyta; Magnoliopsida; Solanales; Convolvulaceae. The record is from RefSeq and is a predicted model, not a curated record. The transcript is spliced from 3 exons.
CAAGUCUAAAGGCUAAAACCCUCGCCUCUCAGUCAGAAUACCGUGUUGAAGGAAUCAAGACAGGAUAGAGUUGAUUUCGCAACAGCUAUGGCUUGGCGUGGCUCGCUUUCCAGAUCACUGCUCUCCACUGUCCGGACCUCCACCUCCCGCUCUUCUCCACCACUCGCUCGCCUCCGUCCGCCACCAAUUACCGCCUCGCGUGCUCAAUCCCGCCGCUUUUCCUUCACUGACCCCAGGACAUUGGGAGGACUAGCGGCCGCGCAGUCAUUGAUGCCGCUGCAUAGCAUGGCGGCGGGAUCUCGGUUGACGUCGCAUUUGAAGGUUGACGUGCGUGCUUGUUGCGAGCUGUCUCACGGUACUUGAGCAACUUUUCUUGUGGGGAAAUGAGGUGCUAGAGCUUUGGGCUUGCCUUGCCCGUUGCUUACUACAUCUUAUUGGACUAUGCUUUUGGAUGCAGAAAAUAAUAGUACUACAACAUAUACUAUGUUUCCAAGUAGAGACUAACAUUCUUUCUCAGAUCGUUGUCAUUUUAUGGAUGAAGUUUGAGCUAUGAUUGUGGACAAAUGCUUUUAGAUCUAUGGACAUUCCUUCUUGACUUAUAAUCUGGAGUUAUGCCCAUAAUGUUCCCAAUUUGGAUUUUACCCAUUCAGCAGUUCUGGUGUCACAUGUUGAUGUUGAACAUUAAGGGUUCAUUUGAUUUAUGUCUUUAUGUUGCUCCAAAUUGUGGAGUUGCUUUCAACAGGACCCUGGAGUGCAAUAAGUAAUAGGCUUAUUGAGUUCAUGGAAAUCUGGUUGAAUCUCA